Penicillium antarcticum is the source of this 195-nucleotide messenger RNA. RefSeq lists its product as uncharacterized. The record is from RefSeq and is a predicted model, not a curated record. Lineage: Eukaryota; Fungi; Ascomycota; Eurotiomycetes; Eurotiales; Aspergillaceae. The transcript has 2 exons. Bases 1 to 195 code for a protein of 64 amino acids.
AUGAUUGUUAGCAAGGACUGGCAAACUACGCCGCGAAGCGCUUUCGGUCCGUGUGGAUGGGAUCGUCUUGUCGGUGAUCUUGUGAUUCGCGUCUUUGAUGGUGAUCAUGAAUCAAUCAUAAGCCCUCCUCGGAUCGAUAUCACCGAGAAGCAUGUACAAGAUGCGAUCAUAAAGAUAUUGGAGAUGGAAAGAUAG